UCUCGGGCAGAUUAGAUGCGCCUCUUUGUCUGAACUAAGCUGGUCACGAUGUCGAGCUUCCCCGCGUUGAGAAUUACCCCAGACGGUAGCUUACCACCCUCUGUCUCUGCCGACUCGGCCCCAUCCUCUUACCCCCUUGUUGCGACUCGAGUCCGAGUCUUACACGACUAUAUCUCCGCUUCCUCCGCAUCUCUCUCACCCCCCAGACCCUGCAUGCCCAUAGUUAUGCUCCAAUGGCGACCAAAGUCUUACCCAACGACGUGGAGAAGGGCAGUGGCCCGGUGGCAGAAGAGCACGAGGGGAAGCCUCCCGCCAUCAACGCGGUUUCCACCUCUCUCGAGUCGGAGCGGUCGUUAGUAUGGAAACAAGACAAGCGCAUCGUCCCGCUGGCUGCGGCUACUUACUUCCUCUGCUUCGUGGACCGGUCUAAUAUCGGCAACGCCAAAGUUCUCAACAGCACGACUGGGAAUGACAUGCAAACCGAGACCGGGUCCUCGGACUAUCAAUUCAACAUCGCGCUCAUGGUCUUCCUCAUAAGCUACUUCCUGUUCGAGGUCCCGUCCAACAUCUUGCUUAAGAAGUUCCGGCCAUCCCGAUGGCUUGCCUUCCUGAUGUUUUCCUGGGGCGCCAUUACUAUCGGGCUCGGAGGCGUCCAGAAUUACCCUGCUAUGGUGGGCGUCCGCUUCCUACUGGGUGCCUUUGAAGCCGGCCUCUUCCCUGGUCUGGUGUAUCUCUUAACGUUCUGGUAUAGACCCGAGGAACGAAGCGUCCGAGUAGCUUUCAUCCUUGCAAGCGCUACCCUCGGCGGCGCCUUUGGCGGCGCGAUAGCCUACGGAGUCGGCCACAUGAAUCGGACCCGUAAUCUCUCUGCUUGGAGGUGGCUCUUCAUCCUCGAGGGCAUUCCCUCGUGCCUCUCUGCCGUCUUCGUGUGGUUCAUCCUGCCUGACUAUCCCGAACGGGCGUCGUGGCUCUCGGAGGCAGAGAAGGGUCUAGCAGCUCAGCGUGUCCGCGAAGGCUCCCAAGGGUCUGCUCCCGCCCUAACCUGGGCCGACGCCAAAGCCACUCUUACAGAUUGGCGACUCUACGGACACUAUGUCAUCUACUUCGCCGCGUCUCUACCCUUCAGCUCUCUCUCGCUGUUCUCGCCGUCGAUUGUCGCCGGUCUCGGGUAUCAGGACCUAGAAGCUCAGCUGAUGACAGUGCCUCCUUGGGCCGUCGCAUACGUCGUCCAAAUCCUCAUGGCGUGGUCAGCUGAUCACUUCAACAGUCGUGGCUAUCACGCCGCGGCUGCCGCGAUUGUGGGCGCGGUGGGCUUCUUAACGUCUGCCGCGCUUCCUGCCGACGCUUUCCACGGCCGUUACGGUUGUCUCAUCAUUGCGACUGCCGGAUCUUUCUCAUGCGUCCCACCCCUGCUCGGAUGGCUAACGUCCAACUUGUUCAGCACGGCCUCGAUUGGUUUGGCUGUAGCGAUUAAUAUUAGCAUUGGUGGCGGUCUCGGGCAGAUUCCUGGGGUCUGGAUCUAUAAGGCCGACGAACGGUCUAGAGGGUACCCGACCGGCCACGGAGUGAACUGUGCGAUGCUGUUCGUCGUGGCCGUCGGUGCCCUCUCCUUGAGAUACUUCUACGGACGGCGAAACCGAGCCCUCUUGAAAGCCGCUCCCGAAGGGACAACCCCUAGACUAUAUCGGCUAUGACGGCGUUAUCAGAUGCGGUAUCAUACAGUCGCCGAAUGCCGCCUUUUAGAUUCCGCACUCGGAACAUCUAGGGCAAGUCUAUCAGAACAGGCUAGGCUUGACAGCUACCCAUCCUAGGAUGGGUAUUGGUACCUAGAAUAAGCUGGAUAUAGGUAUGCACCUGCGUU
Messenger RNA from Durotheca rogersii, 1861 nucleotides. Its product is annotated as MFS general substrate transporter. The record is from RefSeq and is a predicted model, not a curated record. NCBI's taxonomy places the organism in Eukaryota, Fungi, Ascomycota, Sordariomycetes, Xylariales, Xylariaceae. Gene Ontology annotation, biological process: transmembrane transport. Gene Ontology annotation, cellular component: membrane. Bases 234 to 1694 code for a protein of 486 amino acids. Gene Ontology annotation, molecular function: transmembrane transporter activity. The transcript is spliced from 4 exons.